Molecule: messenger RNA, 1446 nt
Organism: Filobasidium floriforme
Lineage: Eukaryota; Fungi; Basidiomycota; Tremellomycetes; Filobasidiales; Filobasidiaceae
Exons: 5
Coding region: 1-1446 (481 amino acids)
Cellular component (GO): endomembrane system
Molecular function (GO): acyltransferase activity
Source: RefSeq, a predicted model, not a curated record
AUGGCGGAACAAGAACCUCUACUGAACAAAGCCAACGGCGGCGACACCUUCUCCAGGACGAGCACCAGGACCGCAUACGACGAUGCUGCGUCUAUCACUGCCACCGUCCGCCCUACCAAGUCUUCGAGUACGAACAUCAAGACUAACGACGAUAAAGACGUCUGGAAACUUCCCAUCUCCCAACGAUCCUCGAAAGGACCCAUCUUGAACAGGUUGUUGGUCAUCCCGACCUUUCUCCUCGGGCUUCUAGCGAUCUUCUUCAUACAAGUACCGGUCUACCCUCUUUGGCCGUUGAUGAGGGUGUUCGGAGACAAGAGUUGGGUCGGCAAGGUAUACAAUUGGGAUGUCGAGUUUACGAAACAGUUGUUCGGGAUGCUUCUGAUCAUGACCUUCUCCCUAUUCUCCCCUACGUCGAUCACCAUAACGACCCCGUCUUCCGGUGCAACCUCCCUUCCUCUCUCCUCCCUCGUCGUCCGGGACCCACGGACCGGCGAACCUGUCGGCUUGAACCUUCCCAAGAACCUGAUCAUCAUGAGCAACCACCAGUCUUACCUCGAUUGGAUGGUCAUCUGGUUCAUGGGAUACAUCAGCGUGGUUCCCGCACAAGCGGCGGAUGGCCUUGAGGCGGCGGGAGGAGAGGCGAGCUGGAAGGAACAAGGACACGGGGCGAGGAGUAUCAUCAUCAUCUUGAAGAAACAGUUGAAGAAGCUUCCGAUCGCUGGAUGGGGCAUGCAAUUCUAUAGAUUCAUCUUCCUCUCCCGCUCCUGGGCCGAAGACCAGAAAAACCUCACCGAAGCUCUCUCGGACUUGUCCACCAGAGGUCGGAACAGGCCGGAAUCAGGAUUAUGGUUGACGAUCUUUCCCGAGGGGACGAUCACUAGCGACGAGGAGAGGGCGAAGAGCAGGAGGUUUAGCGAGAGGGAGGGCAUUCCUGACUUGAUAAACCUCUUGCAACCGAGGACGACGGGCAUGUUGUUCUGCCUCCGAACACUCGUACCUCAGAUCCCCGACCUGAGGAUUUUGGACUUGACCAUCGGCUACCCUGGUGUGCCGCGUGGAGGUUACGCUCAGGAAUGGUACGGUCUGAAGAGCGUAUUCAUGCUCGGCGUUCCUCCUCCAACGAUUCACGUUCACUUGCGAAUGAUCGACCCUACCGACGGCUCCGUUCCAGGUGUUCUAUCCACCGAUACUAUAAGCACAACUGCUAGCGACGAUACCACUACUGAGGGAAAGCAUCAACCCGCCCUGCCCGGUCUAGCGAGUGACGAAGAAGCCAAAGCGUUCGGCGAGUGGAUGCGAGGAAGGUGGGCCGACAAGGAGACCUUGAUGGACGGGUUCACAGCGGCGAAUUGGGAAGGGUUCCACGAUACCAACAACGGCGAGGCGGGUAACAAAGAAGGACUGUAUGGAGAGGGGAGUGUCGAGUUUCCGAUCAAGCUGUCUUAA